This is a messenger RNA of Helicoverpa armigera (cotton bollworm), 1236 nucleotides long. RefSeq lists its product as uncharacterized. The coding region runs from base 29 to 898 and encodes 289 amino acids. Gene Ontology annotation, biological process: proteolysis. The transcript is spliced from 2 exons. Lineage: Eukaryota; Metazoa; Arthropoda; Insecta; Lepidoptera; Noctuidae. The record is from RefSeq and is a predicted model, not a curated record. Gene Ontology annotation, molecular function: serine-type endopeptidase activity.
GAUAAUCCUACUUACGAAAUUAUUUACGAUGGAAAAUCGUACAGAUGACAACAAAAUUAUCGAAAGCAAUAUUCAACAGGAAAAUUUAGAGUAUCGUUUUAAUUUUGUUAAUACUCCAUGGGACGACAGAUCUAAGAAAAGCAAAGCUGGCAUCUUAAUUUUGUUAAUUUCCAUAUUUGUUGUAACAAUGGCUCUCGUGUUUAAUAGUUUUAUAAUGCACUAUAAAGGUUUCAAGUUUGUCAAAAGAUAUAACAACUCUAAUGAACUAUCGUGCCUCCGUGUCAGGAUGGAUGAGUAUCCCUUCGUGGCGAGAAUUCAUUCUGUAGCUACUCAACAUCUGUUGUGUUUGGGUGCUGUAGUGAGCCCCUCCACAGUCAUCACCAACGGAGUCUGCGCUAAGUCUGGACCUAUACGAAUGAUUCUCGGAAGCAUAUCGAACCCUCGCUGCAAAAAGGGAUUUUCCGUUGACGUCAUAGAGUCAGUACUCCACGACGGCGUAAUUUCCAAAAGGCUGGUACUCUUAUCUAGUUACGAAAGUAUAGAGUUUUGUUCAGAAGUGAUAACGAUCGGCAAAAACUUGAACUGGGCCGCAAAAGUUCAUAUUCUCGGACGACCUAUCGCAGUUGGAAGAAUGUUAUCUCUACAGUAUGCCAACUUAGCUGGCAAAAACAUCGCAAGUAGACGUAUAAAUAAACAUGUGAAUCCGAAUAGUACGAUAUGUGUGAAGGACGUAGCACGCUGUCCCGUGCGGGCUGGGGAUCUCCUGCUGCAGAAUGGCCAACUAUUCGGAUUCUCAUCGACCAGUGUACAACGCGACAAAGUGGCUUGUUUUGCAGACUUGAACCUUGUUAAACAAGAUUUAAAGGAAGCGGAUGAAGAAAUAAGUGUGGACGACUAGAGUGGCUAACUUUAAUACUUAGUUGAAUUAUACUUAUCUGCUUACCUUUCUUAACGAAUGGUUCUUUUUCAUCUUUAAACCGAGGGAUUUUCCACUUUCCACCCUGCCCAUGCACCAAAGUGGACUUUCUUCGCAUUCUCGCUAUUGUAUUUAGGCAGGUACUCACUUGUUGUUGCAAUUUAGGAAAUAAAAAUAUUUUUUUAUGGGCGCAGUGCAUAAAACCAUAUAUUUUGCUAUCCGUCACGGUCUUCCUUUAGUAUCAGUGAUAGUAAAUACACAUAUGAACCUUCCUCUUCAAUCAUACACUCUAUCUAUUAAAAAAAACCGCAUCAAAAAUC